Postia placenta MAD-698-R-SB12 is the source of this 690-nucleotide messenger RNA. RefSeq lists its product as hypothetical. The transcript is spliced from 3 exons. The record is from RefSeq and is a predicted model, not a curated record. The coding region runs from base 1 to 690 and encodes 229 amino acids. NCBI's taxonomy places the organism in Eukaryota, Fungi, Basidiomycota, Agaricomycetes, Polyporales, Adustoporiaceae.
AUGCCCACUCUACUACUUGACGGGCCUCAGCGACCCGUUCGAGCGCCUGAAUAUCCCUGCCAGUUCUGUUGGGCAGCCCAGGGCACCUUGCGUUGCUCAGGAUGCAAGACGGCUCGUUACUGCAAGAAGGAGCUCAGUAAAGCGGACUGGCUGCGACACAAAUCUGAAUGCGGGUUCAUCUCGUCCGGCGGCCUGCACCCGCGCAGCAUCAAGUGGCUCUCGGUCAAAGCGAUCUUCUUCCCCGCAGAGGGUGGCGCCCCGCGGCUGGUCGAUGCGCAUUACCGGCUUGCGCCCGACCCGAACUAUCCAUGCAUCAUGAGGCACAUGCCGGAUUGGGGCAUGUGGUUCACGAAUGAUAAGACGCUCUGGCCAGUGACGGUGCAGCGUAUGGGCAGAGACGGUCCGCCGCUCGGUCGCUCGCUGGUCAUCAUGAACGGCGAGAACUCUGCUCUCGACCGCGCGACGCGCAACUUGUGCAUCCAGGGUCUAGGGGUCGAGCGGGAGUGGACGGGGAACUAUCUCGCGUUUAGGACCCGCAAGCCUGACCAAAUUUCCCAGUAUGAGAACGCGCGCAUGGACGAGGAUCUGCCCGCCAUAGUACAGCACUUCAAGGAGGGCGAAGAUCUUGAUAGUGUGGAAAAUAUGCUCGACUGGAGUGCUUUGGGCUACAGCGGGGUGAUCCACUGCUAG